CUUACUUGACUCAUUGCGUUUUUAGGUAGUCUUAGUGUUCUUAAAUUUCCCAGUUCUUCCUACAACUACGUCUAUAACUUAAAGUUAUUUUAAAAUGCCCGCGGAAUUUCAUGAAUAAUUCUGCAUGUAACGGAGUGUUGUGAGAGUAGCGCUUCGCAUCAGCUGUUAUAGAAAAAAAUAACGGGAAAUCGACGAUGGAGAUUGGUCACACCGACGGCCACAUCAAAUCUGGGGGUCUAGCGUGUGACCCUGUUAAUUUUUUCCUACAAUAAAAUAGCUGUGUAAUUCUAGUGAAGUUCUGCUUUGACUAAAUAGAAAUACAGUAAGAUAAUAGUGUUAUUUAUGUGUAUAAUAUGGAACGUGCAACAGGAACAGAGGUGUUCGGGUGUGGCUCAACCCAUUCCUCGGACAUAACGCUGAAUAUACAAACGACGACUGGUGGUAAUUUCUCCAUUAGCGUGAACUGUAAAAAUUCAGUGGAGUACCUGAAGAAACUCGUUUCCAGGAAAUUGAAAGUGUCAAAGGAUCGAAUAUGCUUGUUACAUCGCGAAAGGCAACUUAUUGAUGGGACUUUAGAAGAAAAUGGCCUACUGGAUGGGUCGCGUGUCAUUUUGCUGCCGAGCGUUGAAACUGGACUCUUGACACAUAGAUCAGAGAACUCAGUAAUGCAAGCAUUAGAAACUUUAAAUGACAAUCAAGUGAAUGACUUUUUGAGUGGAAGGUCACCCUUGAAUCUUACCAUGAGGCUAGGUGACCACAUGAUGCUAAUACAGCUACAGUUAUCAACCCUUAACUCUAGUCGUUCAUUGAGAAAUUCUGCUAAAAGCUCUCAAGCAAAAACUGAGUCCAAGGAAUCAACUAAUUCCCAAGCUUCUGCCCAAAAGUCUCAAACAGACACUGCCUCUUCUAGUAAAGAAAAGCACAAAGAGGAGUUACGUUUUGAAAAACAGGAUUUAGAUUUAUUGCAAAAUGCUUUUGACUUGUACAGAUCUAUGGCUGAAGAGAAGUAUGGUGACAAAAGUGACACAAACAAAGAGGAUGGAAAUUCCUCAAAUUGUACUUUGUCAGAUCUAGCUGAAAGCUCUGGGGAAAGUGAUCAGUCACCUAUUAAGUCCCUAUCAAAUCUGGUGUCUAGUCCAAUACACUCUUCCCCUGAAAACAGAGAUGCUAAGGCAAUUGCAAAUUCAGUGAAAAGCAGCCUGCUUGAUUUGUUAUCAAAUAAAUCUUCCAUUGAUAUGCCUUCUACAAGCUCAUGUGACAAGCCAUGUGCAUCUACAACACACACUGAUAGUUCUAUGAGUGAUGAUAGUGAUAAUUUUACAGAGCAAAGUUCAUUUCUUGCCGAGAAUACAAUAGAUGAAUAUCCUAUGGAGAAUUUAUUUAACAGUGCAGUUGACAAAGGGCUAUUUACUGAACAUGACGAAACAAUGAUGGACCGUGAGAUAUCUAACUUAGCUACAACAAGCCAUGGCACACAAGAAACCACAGCAGGACCACUGCCAUCAUUCCAGAGCAUCAAUGAGCCAUUGAAAAAUAAACGUUUUCAAUACUUACUUCACAAGACAUCAAAGUUUAAGCAUCCUAUCAGCCAGAAUAAGCAGAAGGCAUUUUUGCAAGUUGCAAAUAAGAAAAGAAGCAUACAAAUAGAAAGUGCCACUUCACUACCGUCUACCUCAAAGUCAGAGCCUCCAGUGACAAAGAUUGCUACGGGCAGUCAGACUGAUAUAUAUGCAAUACCCUCAACUUCCAAGCAAACACCUAUAGCAACAACAUCAACAGAAGAAAUUCCUGUUAUAGACACCAGUGCUCUAAAAGAAGCAUCCAGGAGUCUCACUCAAAAGCUACGGAAACUCUCAAAGGAGGUUUUGACAAAAAAAAUUGAUAUCAAGACAUUAGAACAGUCAGUGCGGUCGAAAAUUAGUCCGGGUGCUGUAAUUGAAUCGAUGAAACAUCACGGCCGAGGAAUUUAUUCUGGAACAUUUUCUGGUACUUUGAAUCCUGCCCUUCAAGACAGAUAUGGCCGACCAAAGAGGGAUAUAUCCACCAUCAUACACAUUCUAAAUGACUUGCUGUGUGCCACGCCACCAUUAGGACAGAGGGAUUUGAAACACAGCUGUAGUGGCCAACUGGACGACAAAUGCCCAAAUUGCAGUCAAGCGACCUGUUCCUACGGUCAAUGCGAUGGACAUCCGUCCACAUCAAGAAAGUCAUGUACAUGUGCCAAGGAAUGCCACUGUAGCCGUUUAAACCCACCAGUUUGUGCCAACUGCGAAGGCAAAAACGAACUAUGCCAAAAGUGCACAGUGGCCAAAACUCUAGCGAUCGAAAAUACCAAAACAAAAUGCAAAUUGGAGCAAUUAAGGCUGGUCAUGCAGCAAAAGAAGCAAAGAAGAGAGGCUCGCAAACUCAAGACUCUGCCGUACAAACCCCCUAAGCCGAUACCAACUCCGGAACAGGAAGAGAUUGAAACUAUCGCUUAGUGAAUUAAUCUAUACCGAGACGGCACAGCAGUAUUAUAUUGCUUAAUCUUGCUUUUGUCACUUUAACAUUUGCAUCAAUAUUUAUAUGAUUGUAGUCGAGGAGUCUUAACAAGUAAAUGCUAUACUUCAUCAGCAUACUUCUUUAAUUCAUCGAGUACUUAUUAAUCAACAUAUAUUUUUGACUUUAUUGUAAGCAAACAAAUCAAACCUUCAACCAUAUAAACAUUGAUAAUGGUGCUAAUUAUGAUACAUACACCUAAUUAUAUCUAAAUUAUCAUAAAGGAAUUAUUCUUAAUUAAAUUAUCACAGUUUCUUUGUUUUUAUUUUAAAUGAAAUAAUAUUUUAUGGGGCUAUUUUGACAGAUCUCAUUAGUAUGUGUAAUCAAAAUUAGCACCAACAGCAUUUUGUUUGCGGAUAACAAGUUGAAUUGAGGCAUUCUUAUUUUAAAAUUGUGACGUAUUUGAUUAUGUAUUUUGUUAUGGCAAUACUGUCUAAAACUGCCCAAUCAGCUUUCUAAAGUCCAGUGACAUCAAUAAAUAAUUUUUAAUCUGUGAUAGAUAUCACCUAUUAAAUAUCUACAACCCACUGCUUAGCGAGCUACCCAUUUAAGACGUCAAUUAAAUAUGCUUAAAACUAUCUCUCUAUACAGCGUAUAUAUUUAAUUGACUCUUGUUGAAUAUAUUCUAAAUUACCAUAUUUUAAUGAGUUAUGUAGGCGUAAAUUAAGUGUUGCAUGUACAAAUAAUAGUUAAUUAGCGAAAUAUUAGCAUGUAUUUGUAUAGAUUAUGAUUGUUGCCUGGUGCGGUCGACAUGUUUCGCUAGUACAAGUUUUUAAAGGCAUGUAAAAAAUUAAAAAGAAAGUUUCCAAAUUUAAAAAAUAAAUUCACUGUUCGAAGAUUCGAAUUGGGGUCACUUUCAGGGGUCAUUCACCUCCUACUAACCUACCUUAUUCUUUUUUCAUAUUAAAAAAAUAGGCGGUAUACAGUUUUAAGAUUCAAAUUUGGAAUCACCUUUCAAGGUCCUUAACGCCAUAGUGGAAUAUUUUAUUAUUGUUAGAUUUAGAUUAUUUGGUUGUGGUGUAAGGAUUUUUGCACUUUUAAAACUUUUACUAGCGUGACGGUAUCUUUUGUUGUUAUUUUUUAUUACUUUAUCGGGGUCCACAUUUUUCGACAUUUUGUUUACUUAGUUAUUUUUAGACAAAUGCUGUUGAAGUACACUUUGGAAUAAGUUUUGUAUAAAUUUAUAGUCACUGUAGAGCAUGGAGCGUUUCUAUAUGGUUUGUUUAGUUUUAAUCCAUGUCUUAUUAAUUUCUACAUUGGCACUGUUAUUUUUAGUUUGUUUAUUUCAAAAAUGUUUAAAAUAAAUGUUUCCUUACUCACCUUAUUUGUUUAGUUUUUUUUAAGCUCCAUUAAAAGCUAGAAUUGACACAGUUGAGAGCAAGUUUGACAGCGAAACAUCCUAUCUUCUGACAUUAUUAAAGUCAACGGGUCUAAUGUGUCUGUGGGUUCUUAAUUAUACUAAACGAAUAACGAGACGUUUUAAUUUUGAACAAGUGUUUUUAUUGGACUCCAUUGACUGAUUUCAUGCCAGAAGACAUUGAUAUCUACCCUAAAUUAUAAAGAUAGGAUUAAAGCUUUGUAUAUUAUAGAACUUAAGAGUGCUUUGAACUCAUUCAGUUUACCUAGCAGAGACAAAAUAAAUAUAUUGUAAUACAAUCGAAAUAUCUCAUACAGUUCAUUGGGGAAAUGAGGUUAGAAUUAUAUUUUGUUAACGAUAUAGCUUUAUUCAGCUUCAGAAUACGCCGUUUAAAAUCACAUAAAUGCCUUACGGUUAAGCUAAUUUAAUUUAAUACACAUAGACAUUUGUUUAUAAGGAUUUAUGCAUUGUCUUCCGUGCUUCGCGUCUACACAUUAUCCGCAAACUCCUGUCUUGGUUGGGACCAAGAGAUUCAUUUCGAAAAGCAAUAUUUGACUCCCGAGUGAAAAAAGUGCCUAUUAAUGUGUAGAAUUUGUGUUGUGCCAUAAAUUUACGAGUAUCCUUAGGUUUUUAACGUUUCCUAAUUUUGUGGUAAUCGGAUAAAUGGUAAUUUGUAAAUAAGGAUUUUGUUUGUUACCGCUGACUAACUAUAUAUUUUGUUACGAUAUAUAGACUAGAAUAAUCGGUUUAAGAUCGCAAAUUGUUUUCCUUGUAUUUCGCAUGUAUAGUGAGAAUAAAAUUA
This is a messenger RNA of Pieris brassicae (large cabbage white), 4697 nucleotides long. RefSeq names its product midnolin homolog (gene stx). The coding region runs from base 354 to 2480 and encodes 708 amino acids. Gene Ontology annotation, molecular function: protein binding. The record is from RefSeq and is a predicted model, not a curated record. NCBI's taxonomy places the organism in Eukaryota, Metazoa, Arthropoda, Insecta, Lepidoptera, Pieridae. Gene Ontology annotation, cellular component: nucleus. The transcript is spliced from 6 exons.